Molecule: messenger RNA, 4760 nt
Organism: Helobdella robusta
Lineage: Eukaryota; Metazoa; Annelida; Clitellata; Rhynchobdellida; Glossiphoniidae
Exons: 12
Coding region: 84-4145 (1353 amino acids)
Biological process (GO): ubiquitin-dependent protein catabolic process; protein K48-linked ubiquitination; endoplasmic reticulum unfolded protein response
Cellular component (GO): endoplasmic reticulum; ubiquitin ligase complex; cytosol
Molecular function (GO): ubiquitin protein ligase activity; ubiquitin binding
Source: RefSeq, a predicted model, not a curated record
UCUUUGACCCAGUAAAUAAUUUUACUAAGUUUUUUAACAAAUCUUAAUUUUAAAUUAAGUUCCGCAAUUAUAAAAAUUGAAACAUGCCGACAAUACUUCAUGUCCGUCUCCCCCUACCAAAUUUGAAAAUGUACGUAACAGCCAGUAUUCUGGUUACCCUUGUGACAGUCGUCAUCGCCAGCUACUGGACUGACGAGGUGGAAGCUAGCAAGUUACAAGCGGUCAUUGACUGGGUCGACGUUUUCAAUUUUAUCAAGAAAGAUGAGCAAGAAAAUACAAACUUUUUUAAAAAGACCAUCCAACUUUUCAAAAGAAUGGCCAAAGAGCCAUGGUGUCUUGUGAUCUUGAUGAACCAGGCAUAUUGUUUUUUAAUAUUGUUGGGUAAAGUCAUUCAAAUGUUUGUAUUUGGCAAGCUGAGAGUCAUCGAACAACAACACAUCAGAGAUAAGUUCUGGAACUUUGUCUUUUACAAGUUCAUUUUCAUAUUUGGAAUUCGUAGUGCUCAGGAUACAGGUGAAAUAAUAUUCUGGCUUUCCUGGUUCUCCAUACUCGGCUUUUUCCAUACACUUGCAACUCUAUGCAAGGAUAGAUUUGAAUAUUACUCGUCCUCACCAUUCGUGUUGAGGACUGCACACAACAGAGUGCUGACUCUACUUCACUUCAUCUUCGUGGCAAGCUUGCUGCUACUCUGCUUCUCUGUUGUUCUGCUGUUCUUUGUAGCUCCAUUCAACAUAUUUGCAUUCAUGGCUGCUGAAUGCCUUCUUCUUUCAAUCAAGUCCCUCUAUGUCCUUAUCAAGUACUACAUUCACCUGCGUGACGUCGCUCACGUUGGUCAGUGGGAGGGCAAGGUCAUUCUCGUUUAUUACCUCGACCUCUGCUUCGAACUGGCUGCCCUCUGCAUUGACUUCUGUCAUCAUCUCCAUAUGCUGUUAUAUGGUAAUAUAUUCCUCAGCAUGGCUAGUCUCGUUGUCGCCAUACAAUUGAGACAUUUAUUCAUGGAGAUUUUGAAGCGGUUGAGAAGGCACAGGAACUACAGAUCCCUCGUCAAACGCAUGGAGUUGAGUUUCCCGCCAGUUUCCAGAACGGAGCUAGCCCGCCACGAUGAUGAUUGCGCCAUCUGUUGGGAAAAGAUGUUUAGUGCAAGGAAGCUACCCUGUGGUCACAUGUUUCACGAAACCUGCUUGCGAUCGUGGCUUGAGCAGGACACCAGUUGUCCUACAUGUCGCUACAACCUCAACGACAUCCCCCGAGCUGAUGGCACUCGAAGAGGUGACCAGCACAGCAACCAGAAUGACAUCUACAACACAAUACAGAUGCGUCAAAGUCUCCUCUCCACCAUCAAUAACGUCAACAAUUUAGAUGACGGUGUUUUUAGCGACCCUGUGACAGCAGCCGCUAAUGCAGUUGCAGCAGCUUCAGCAGUCGCAGCUUCAUCAGCUGCGGCUUCAGCAGUCGUACCUACCGGAAAUGUUUCAUCUACUUCUCAGGCUUUUGUUCGUUCUCCUCUAUAUCCUCAAUCAAUCAACAUUGUUGCCACUAGGAACACACAGCAGGCUCAUGGUGGUAUGGCGGUAAGCAGUGCAGACGUCAGAUUGUCAGCGUCAAGGAAUGUGGUCGCUUCAACGACUUCAACUGUUUAUAACGCUGCCACUGCUCCCGUUGAUUCCAGCUUGCUCAGAGCUACUGCUCUUGAUUCAGCAGUUGGUACAUCCUCAAGGCAUGCCAUCACAUCAACUGGUGCUCUUAGAAGAUCUGGUGCCGUGGUCGAUGGUGAAUUUGAUGGUGACGAUUUCCAUUAUUUUGAUUACGACGCUCAUCAUAUCAGUGGUUUUGAUUACGAUGAUGCUGAUGAUGAUUAUGAUAGUGAUAAUCGCGUUCUCCAACAAAUUCGUCGCUGGAAUAACAACAACGAUGAUGAUUACGCCUUCUCUACUGCUUUCGAUUCACUGGCAAGAAUGCACUUGAAUGAAAGUGACCAGCUGAGAAGAAGCAGUAGACCCAGCAACAACAACAACAACACUCUGGCAAAUAACAGUGACAGGGAUGUACUUUGGCACUACUGGUCAAGAAACACCAUCCACCAUCGACGUCGUCGCCACCGCAGUAACAACGAUGACGCCAAUGUGGUCAGCAGUAGAAGCUGCAGAGGUGCGGGUACGAAUAACGAAAGCACAAUUGCCGAAUGUGGAGAGGGAAAUGAUGGUGGCAAUAAAAUGAAAAAUAAAAAAGUUACUCAUUCUUCUACUAACACUGUUGAUGAUGUAGAUACUGUGGCUGCCACUACUAUUAGUAACAACACUGGCGGCACCAGCACUACCACAACUACCACCUCACGACAGUGGCAGCAACAGCUUCGUUCUGUAAAUAAAGAUCGUCAUGCACUUCAUAGGAGCAGAGAAAGUAAUACUACAGACAAUAACAACGUCGAAGUUGAAUGUCCUAUUGACUCUGGGGGGGAUAAUGCAAUUGAUAAUGCUAAUAGCCGUGAUAGUCUACUAAGAGAGAGAUUGAGAAAUAGGAGGAGAAAUGAUGAACAUGGUGGGGACACUUUUGAAGAUGAUGAGAAAGGUGAGAGUAUCAAAAGCUCUGGCGAGAGUGACGUCCGUUCCAAUGAGGUUAUCAGCAGCAACAACUACGCUUACAAACUUGGCGACAACGUCGACAACGAUGACGUCAUCAAUGAGAAUGCUUGGUUGCUGAUACGAGAACAGGAGCAACUACUGAGAGACGCUCGGCUGCAGCGUUCUGCAGCAAAUGUGGGCAGCAACUUCGAAGAAAGAAUUUCCAAUGACGUCAUAGCUGCCUCUGUUGUCGAUAAUAGUAGCAAGAAUGAUAAUGCAAGUAGCAAUGGUAAUAAUAAUCCACCUGAUAAUUUCGGUAACAGUUUUCUGUCUGAUCUCUUUGGUUCCAACAGUUGGUUGUCCUCAAUCUUCAGAGCAUCCUCCUCCAACAUCAGUGACCACUCGCACAUGAACAUGAUUAGGCAGAUACAGACCAUCUUUCCAGAUUUUCCCACUGAUGUCUUGUUAGCAGAUUUGCGUAUCACCCACUCUGCUGAUGAAACUGUCAAUAGGAUUUUAGAGGGUGCAUUGGUUAUACCCCUAAGACUUAAAAAACAACAACAACAACAACAACAUGCACACUUACAACAACAACAUAUACAGUCGCAACAACAGCAUUUUCAACAACCAGAAAAGAUACUGCACCAACAAAGUGUGCAACAAAAUGAGAGAUAUAGUCCACAAAGACAUCAGUCACAUAAGAUGAAGAAUGAUGCUUCAACUUCAUCAUCACCGUCUUUCUCCUCAUUGGUUUUGACCUUAUCCUCAUCGCCGUCUGUAUCGCUCCAUGGUGACAGCAACGUGGAAAGUGGUGCUAUCAACAGUAGUAAUAGUAAUAAUAAUGAUAAUAAUAAUAAUAAUAAUAAUAAUAAUAAUAAUAAUAAUAUGAAGAAGAAGAAUGAUGAUAAUAAUGAUAAAGAUGAUGUCAGCAAUUUCAAGAACACCACAAGCCUCGUUACUAAUAUUAAUAAUGAUGAUGAUAAUAAGACUAGUGGUAUCGUCGAUGAUGAUGGUUAUGAAUUCGUAACAUGUCCCACUGGUGAUGAUGAUGACAGUAAAACUGAUAAUAAAAAUAGAGAUAAUAAAAACGAUUAUGACGUUGUCUGUGAUGAUGAGGUUGACGAUGGUACAGCUCACUUUGUUCAAGCUCCGACCUGCAAUAUUGAAAAUAAUAAUAAUAACACUAAUAACAUUAACAACAACAAGAAUUAUAAUAAUAAUAAUAUUAAAAUUAAUGAUAAUAAUGAUAAAGAAAAUGUUGAUGAAAAUGUGCAUCACUUCUCAGAGGACUCCUCUGAUAAUACUGUUAAUAAAUGUAAAGAUAGCAGUAAUGAUACUACUAAAAGUAGUAUUAGUAAUAAUAAUAGUUGUAGUGGUAGUAGUGGUGAUAGUAGCUCUAACAAUAACAGUGGUGGCAAUGGUGGCUGUGUUGGUCGUAGCAGCUCAAAUUCCAGUCCUGUAGAUGGUGGAGUGACUUUUUCCAAUUUCCCUUGGGAGAGAGAAUCAAGUCUCUUAGAGAGGAAGAAGAUUAUGAUUAAGGAAGCUAAGAGGAAGUACAUGCAGAACGUGUUUCGGAAAAAAUGAUGAAAAGGCAAGGUUGAUGCAGUCAAUAAUAACAGACGAUGAUGAAGAUGAUGAUGUUGAUGAUGGCGAUGUUAAUAAAGAAGGCAGUGUUGAUUUCGGUGAGAGCAAUGAAAUGAUGAUGUGAUGAGUAUUGCAGUUUUGUUUUGUUACAUAAAACUAAAAUAAUGUUUGUAUGAUAAAAUGAUGAUUAUAGCUAAGAAGGUGAUGGUGAUUAUGGUGAUGACGGUGAAAGUUGUGGUGAAUGUUUCACUAAAAUCGAAAUUCGAUACUUUUCGUUUAUAGUCAUUUCACAUUCAUUACUAUUUAUUAUUAUAUUUUACUUUAACAGAUUAAUUCUUUCCGUGCAUGACAAUUUGUUAAUUAUUGACUUGACAAUAUGGAUAGUUUGGCUGGUUGUAUGUACAAUUGAAAUUUGCAUGUGUGCUGGAUUUUUGUUAACAGUUGAAUACUCAUUUGAUUGUUUGAUCAAUUUAACUUUCAAUUGUUGAUUUAAUUGGUUAAAACUUCAAAACAGCGAAUAGUGGGAAUUAUUAACCUAUCAAAGGUUUUUAAUUUGGAUUGAAAUUGUUAAAUUCAUAUUGAACUAAUGAACAUCUUGAAGUAUUUGUCUGAAAA